CGUAAUUUCUUCAGCCAGUAAAGAUUGUCAGUGUUUGAUUAUUAAACUGCAAUAAAAUUCAUUCAAAUUCUAAUAAAAAAAUUAAAUAAUAAAAUGAAUUUAAAAUUUUUCUUAAGUUUUAUGUUAUUCACAUUAUUUUUGGCUAUUUCACAUGCUGAAGUACCAUCUCGUUGCUUGGAACCGACUCCGAAAGGCAGAGGCUUGUGCGAGAUGCUCAUAACUGGUUAUCGCUAUAAUCGUGACACCAAAAAUUGUGAAGAAUGGAGCACCUCCGGAUGUACACUCUCUAAAGAUAAAGGACAUUCUUACAAGACUCUGGAUGACUGCAAGAAGGAAUGUGAAAAUAUAGUCUAAUAUGAUAUAUACUAUAUUGAUUGUGAAUAUAUAUUGAUUUAUAUUGUUUGAAGUGAGCUUAUAUAUUACAUUGUUAGGUAUAUGAGCUAUUAUAUAAAGGUUUUGGUAUAUGUACGUUCCUCAAGAUAAAAUUGUUUAACAAACUGUCUAAAAAAUAAUAAGAAAUUAAAAAUAU
This is a messenger RNA of Teleopsis dalmanni, 529 nucleotides long. RefSeq names its product chymotrypsin inhibitor SCI-III-like. Bases 94 to 354 code for a protein of 86 amino acids. The record is from RefSeq and is a predicted model, not a curated record. The transcript is spliced from 2 exons. Lineage: Eukaryota; Metazoa; Arthropoda; Insecta; Diptera; Diopsidae. Gene Ontology annotation, molecular function: serine-type endopeptidase inhibitor activity.